GAGUUUUUAAAUGUAUUUAUUCACUUUUCAAACACCUAAAUACAUUAUAUAAUUUUUUUCGGAUCAUCGAGUUGAAGAUGAAAUUCCAAAGGGAUUUAAAGAUCGAAAAUAAUAUACGCAUUACAUAAGUGGCAACAAUUUUUCUAAAAAAAAAGGUAUUAAAAAAAUAUUGCGCGCUAAAACAGGCAUCAGACAUUAUUGUCUUACUUUAGACAAAAAUAUAUACACAAUUUAAUGUUGUAGGAAUUAUUUUCUCGAUUUCAAAUAUAAUUAAUUCAUAUAGUAAUGGCUCCCCAACUGACAUCUGGAGCUAUAGACAGAAUAUUGCAGGGAGAAGAUGUGCCAAAUGCUGUUCUACAAAUACUUGGUUGCAAAAAAAUCCCAGGAACUGGUAAUGAUCGUUAUCGUUUACUUAUUUCAGAUGGAGUUAUUGGGUGUCCAUUUGCAAUGCUCGGCACUCAACUGAACCACAUGGUUACCAACAAAGAGUUAGAGAAAUUUACGGUUGUUAGAGUUGAUAAAUGUGUGUGUAAUCAGGUUCAACCUGAUCGUAAAGUUAUCAUCUUAUUAAAUUUGACAGUAUUGUGUCCCAGCCAUGAAGUCAAUGAAAAAAUAGGAAAUCCUGUAAAUGCAACUGCUGCAAAUGCAGCCCAACCAGCUCCUUCUACUGGAGCUGCUGCAACAAAUGGGAGUGCUAAGCCAUCUUAUGCAAAGGAACCACAGCAUAAUGUGUCUGAAACUUCAAUGGUUAAUGGCACUGCUGUUCACCCAAUUUCAAGUUUAACACCAUAUCAAAAUAAAUGGACUAUUAAAGUUCGAGUCACUAACAAAACACCCUUGCGUACUUAUAGUAAUGCACGUGGUGAAGGAAAACUGUUUUCUAUGAAUUUGCUCGAUGAAAGUGGGGAAAUUAAAGCAACUGCCUUCAAUGAUGCUGCUGGUAAAUAUUAUGAUUUGAUUGAAGUUGGCAAAGUGUAUUACUUAUCUAAAGCUCAGCUAAAAACCGCUGAUAAAAGGUACUCAUCUCUCAAAAAUGAAUAUGAGUUAACUUUUAACAAUGACACUACAGUCAUGCCUUGUGAAGAAUCCACUUCCAUUCCGUCACUUCGAUUCGAUUUUGUGCCCAUCGCCGAGAUCGAGCAAGUAGAAAAAGAUACGAAUAUUGACGUGAUUGGCGUUUGUAAAAGCUGCACAGAUGCUACUACUCUUAUUUCAAAGCAAGGAAAGGAAUUGGUGAAAAGAGAGGUCAAGCUUGUUGAUCGUAGUAAUAAGGAGGUUAGUUUAACUUUGUGGGGAAGUGAUGCUGAAAAGUUUGAUGGAACCUCAAAUCCUGUUAUAGCAGUCAAAGGUGCUAGAGUAUCAGAAUUCAAUGGCAGAACAUUAUCUGUAAGCAUGAGUAGUUCUAUGCAAAUAAAUCCAGAUAUAAAGGAAGCUCACAUUUUAAAAGGCUGGUUUGAAAGAGAAGGAGCCAAUAUGGAGGUUCAGUCGAUAUCUGGUAAAGGACCAUCGGGUAGUAUGGGCGGAGAUUGGAAAACAUUUGCCCAAACUGCGAGUGAACAACUUGGCAUGGGUGACAAACCUGAUUAUUAUAUAAAUAAAGCUACCAUAGUAAUGUUGAGGAAGGAAAAUUGUUUAUAUAUGGCUUGUCCUUCACAAGAAUGUAAUAAAAAAGUUGUUGAUAUGAAUAAUGGUGUCUACAGAUGUGAAAAAUGUAAUCGAGAAUACAGUGAGUUUCAAUGGCGUCUCCUGUUGUCCUUGAGUGUUGCAGAUUUUACUGAAAAUACAUGGGUAACUUGUUUCCAAGAAUCUGCAGAAGCUAUUUUGGGUGUUUCAGCCCAAGAAUUAGGAUCAUUCAAAGAAAAUGAUGAAGAAAAAUUUAAUGAAGUUCUUACUGAGGCAAAUUUCAAAUCCUAUGUCUUCAAGCUUCGCACUAAAAUGGAGACAUUCAAUGAAGAAAGUCGUCUAAAAACAACUGUAGUGACUGUUUCACCAAUUGAUCCUGUAAGUUAUACACGUAAAAUAUUAUCGGAUAUAAAGAAGUUGGAGCAAGAGAUUUAGUUGUGAAUUGUUUUAAAGUUAAAGUUUCUGUGAAGAUGUUCGGUCAAUGAAGAGUGAUCUUAAAACCUGACUGUUGCACCAAUUUAUCCUAUAAGUUGUACACAUAAAAUAUCAAAUGUUAGGAAGUUGAAGCAAGAAAUUUAGUUGGAAAUGUUUUAAAAUAAUAAUUUGCUUAAAAGUAAGCAAGGUUUUAGAGUUUAAUAUAUCAACAGUGUUAAAUUGUCUGCUACAUGAAGAUGUUAUAUGGCUUGUAUAUAGUUGAAUUUUGCAAUGAGCAUUUAAUUUUUUCUUGUUUGUUUACUUAGACUAAUGAUGCACACAAAAUCCAUAAACAAAUGUUUCUUUUUUCUUUCUAAAUCUUAUUUUUUGUUUUCUUUUAUGUUCUCAAAAUAAAUAACAUUUUUAUGUGUAUUGAAAAAAUCUAGAAAUAAAUAUUUUCUUAUGA
Parasteatoda tepidariorum (common house spider) is the source of this 2503-nucleotide messenger RNA. RefSeq names its product replication protein A 70 kDa DNA-binding subunit. Gene Ontology annotation, molecular function: DNA binding. Gene Ontology annotation, biological process: DNA replication; DNA repair; DNA recombination. The record is from RefSeq and is a predicted model, not a curated record. NCBI's taxonomy places the organism in Eukaryota, Metazoa, Arthropoda, Arachnida, Araneae, Theridiidae. Gene Ontology annotation, cellular component: nucleus.